This is a messenger RNA of Oncorhynchus masou masou (cherry salmon), 1590 nucleotides long. Its product is annotated as butyrophilin subfamily 1 member A1-like. The transcript is spliced from 6 exons. The coding region runs from base 66 to 878 and encodes 270 amino acids. Gene Ontology annotation, molecular function: signaling receptor binding. Gene Ontology annotation, biological process: regulation of cytokine production; T cell receptor signaling pathway. NCBI's taxonomy places the organism in Eukaryota, Metazoa, Chordata, Actinopteri, Salmoniformes, Salmonidae. Gene Ontology annotation, cellular component: external side of plasma membrane. The record is from RefSeq and is a predicted model, not a curated record.
AACAGUGUGAAACUAACUUCGCAAGUGAUAACGGCAUCAAACGUCAGGUUCAGGUUGUUGCUCCAAUGUCCAGGGUUCAUGCCAUAGCGGGUGGUGAUGUCAUUCUUCCCUGUUUCCUGAACCCCACUAUGAAUGCUGCGAACCACACAGUGGAGUGGCUCAGACCAGACUUGAAGCCAAAAGAGGCACAUUGUUACCGCGACCAUCGUGACUCUGAAGAGGACCAGAAUCCAUCCUACAAGAGAAGGACGUCACUGUUUAAAGAAGAACUGAAGAAUGGCAAUGUCUCAUUGAAACUAACAGGAGUUACUCUCUCUGAUGCUGGAAGCUACACCUGCUUCAUUCCAACAGUGAGCAGGACUCAGAGACCUGUCGUUCAACUCCUGGUCGGCCCUGGAUCUCAGCCAGUCCUCUCUAUUGAAGGAACUAAUGGUAGUGGGCUGGUCCUGAGGUGUGAGUCCGAAGGCUGGUACCCUGAACCUGAGCUGGAGUGGUUUGACAACAAUGGAACCAUCCUCCCUGUUGCUGGACCUACAGAGACCGAGACUGACACUGAGGGUUUCUUCACUGUGAGACGAAAUGUCACCAUACAGCAGACUGACAACAACUGGUUCACCUGUAGAGUUCAACAGCAGAACAUCUUCAGAACGAAGCAGAUUCGCAUUCCUGAUGACAUCUUUCCCAAGCCGUGCCAGUCCUACUGGACAGUUGGGCUUUGUCUGGCACUGGGAGCUGCAAUGGGAGCUGCAGUAGCCGCGCCAAUGGGAUAUGUGGUCGGAAAUCGACGUGCGACACGUCAAUGUGUGACAGGUGAAACCGUAGAUUUUCAAGAUCUAUCAGUGCCAUUGAACGGGAACCCCUCAAGAGAGCUCAAUUGAAUGAGAUGAGACUCGAGGCAGGAGAGACACUGAUGCCAGCAGCCCUCCUGUUUCCGUCCCACUUCGCCACCUUUUCCCGGUCGGACUUGAGAUUCAACCGUGACCCGUCGAAGCAUAGAUCUGGGGGGAGGGUACCAUGAAAAACAAGGUUCUCUGCUCUGAUGAAACCACGAUUUAACUCUUUUGGCCUGAAUGCCAAGCGUCACGUCUGGAGGAAACCUGGCACCAUCUCUACUGUGAAGCAUGGUGGUGGCAGCGUCAUACUGUGGAGAUGCUUUCAGCGGCAGGGACUGGGAGACUAGUCAGGAUCAAGGGAAAGAUGAACAGCGCAGUACAGAGGUCUUUGAUAAAACCUGCUCCAGAGCGCUCAGGAUCUCAGAACAACCAUGUCGGUCAUUACUAAUUUGUGAUGUCACUAAGGACAGUAGAACAACAUAACUGUUUCUCUGAAUGUGUUUCCCAGUGAUCAGAUUCAAUUAGUUUGAAACGUAUAUCAUUAAAUAUGAAACUUAUUUAUAAGAGAAUUGUUUUUCAUAUGAAGUCUGAACUAAGUCUGUGGCCACGCCCAUGUGAGCACAGACGUUAUGACAUUUACAUUACAUUUAAGUCAUUUAGCAGACGCUCUUAUCCAGAGCGACUUACAAAUUGGUGAAUUCACCUUCUGACAUCCAGUGGAACAGCCACUUUACAAUAGUGCAUCUAAAUCAUUUAA